This is a messenger RNA of Propithecus coquereli (Coquerel's sifaka), 1254 nucleotides long. It is a transcript of the gene CBLIF, whose product is annotated as gastric intrinsic factor (vitamin B synthesis). Gene Ontology annotation, molecular function: cobalamin binding. The transcript is spliced from 9 exons. The record is from RefSeq and is a predicted model, not a curated record. The coding region runs from base 1 to 1254 and encodes 417 amino acids. Gene Ontology annotation, biological process: cobalamin transport. NCBI's taxonomy places the organism in Eukaryota, Metazoa, Chordata, Mammalia, Primates, Indriidae.
AUGGCCUGGUUCACCCUCCACCUCCUGAGCCUUCUCUGGGCUGUGGCUGGGACCAGAACCCAGACCCGGAACUCUUGUUCCGUCCCCUCCGCACAGCAGCCCUUGGUGGAUGGCAUGCAAGUGCUCAUGGAGAACUCCGUGACCUCAUCCUCCUUCCCAAACCCCAGCAUCCUGAUUGCCAUGAACCUGGCCGGAGCCUACAACGUGGAGGCCCGGCAGCUCCUGACUGAUGAGCUCAUGGCCAGCGACACGGCAGACCUGACCGUUGGUCAACUCGCCCUGACCAUUAUGGCCCUCACCUCCUCCUGCCAAGACCCUGGGGAUAGAGUAUCGACUCUACAAAAACAAAUGGAGAACUGGGCGCCUUCAAGCUCCGACGCCGAGGCGUCAGCCUUCUACGGACCCGGUCUGGCGAUCUUGGCACUGUGCCAGAAGAACUCCGAGGAGACCUUACCAAUAGCAGUCCGCUUUUCCAAGACCCUGCUGGCCAAUUCCUCUCCCUUCAACGUGGACACAGGCGCAGUGGCAACUUUGGCUCUGACCUGCAUGUACGACAAGAUCCCCGUAGGUUCAGACGAAGCUUACAGAACCCUGUUUGGUCAGGUACUAAAGGAUAUUGUGGAGAAUAUCAGCAUAAGGAUCGAAAGCAAUGGCAUCAUCGGAAACAUCUACAGUACUGGCCUCGCUAUGCAGGCUCUCUCUGUAACACCUGAGCAACCUAACGAGGCAUGGAACUGCGAGAAGACUAUGGACAUAAUACUUGAUGAGAUUAAGCAGGGGAAAUUCCACAACCCCAUGUCCAUUGCCCAAAUCCUCCCUUCACUAAAAGGCAAGACGUACCUAGAUGUGCCGCAGGUGUCUUGUACCCCUGGUCAUGAGGUGCAACCAACUCUACCCAACGAUCUUAGCCCUGUUCCCACCUCAGCAACCAACAUCACUGUCAUAUACACCAUAAAUAACCAGCUGAGAGGCGUAGAGCUACUCUUCAAUGUGACCAUUGAUGUUAGUGUGAAAAGUGGAUCAGUGCUACUUGUUGUCCUUGAAGAAGCACAGUGCAAAAAUUCCAUGUUCAAAUUUGAAACUACAAUGACAUCUUGGGGCCCUGUCGUCUCUUCUAUCAACAAUAUUGCUGAGAAUAUUAAUCACAAGACUUACUGGCAGUUCCUUAGUGGGACAACACCUUUGAAUGAAGGGGUUGCCGACUACAUACCCUUCGACCAUGAACACAUCACAGCCAACUUCACACAGUACUAA